AUGAGUAAUGUCGCUCGAAGACAGCGCGACCAGCGCACGGGCAGCGAGACGGAAAUCGAGUGCGACGAGCUGCAGUUCCUGACGGAAGAGGAGGAGGAGAGCGGUCGCGCGGGAUGGCGGCGGCUGCUCAAGACGUUCCCGGCCCAGCCGACGCUGGCGCCCGUGGCCCCGACGUUUUCGCUGGACGAUUUGGCGCAGAAGAAAGAGCCGUCGGGAGUGGACGAGCAGACAGCAGCAGCAGCAGCUUCGUCGACGCUCGCGGGUCAUGUCAUGUGGAAACUGGCUGUGCGCAUGUCGUCGCGCAACGAGAACCGCUUGCUGCAGCACAUUACGCGCUCGAUCUUCAGUCAUGGCUCGACCAAGCACGAUGAUCGGUUCCAGCUGGACUGCGAGCGGGGAGACAGUAGUACGAGUACGCAGUCCAACUCGGGGAAGAAAGGGAGGAGUGUUGAGCCAGGACAUCGGGAGAGUGAGGACAAGGCGAGUCAUGUGAGACGUGGACAAGUGAUGGAUCCAGAUGCUGUUGCAUGCUCCGAGACAAGACAAGCUGUUUCGUCAGGAGCAACAGCUGCGGCUAUGGCUGGUGCUGCCUCUGCUUCGUCGGCUUCUGGUGCUGGUAUUUUGCCGCCGAUGCCGCCGCUGGUCUUUUCGCCGUCCAAAGGCAGAGUGCACAAACGAGCACGCGCCAUGACGUUGGAACAGUACACAAAGUGGAACUACACGGGAUUGCGUCCGGGAUUUUCGGUGAGAGUAGUGCGCUGCGAGGCGGCGGGCUCGAUGCCACCUGUCACGGAAUAUGUGCUUCAUGUCGUGGACCUUCACACGCGUGUGUUUUGGAUCACGAAGAAGCGCUUUAGUGACUUUUACUUUCUCCGGCGUAAGAUCCGGGCAAUGAUUCGGCGUGCUCCGGAAGCUGACGAUGAGGAAAGAGACUAUUUGCGCUUUUUGCUGGACUUGCCGUUCCCACGUCGGCGAUUUCGACCAGCAGGCGCUGCAGCCGUCGCCCGUGGCAUGGGCGAGAUUGAGGUCUUUUUGAGAAACGUAGCAGCUCUGGAGCCGCAGUCUUGUCUCCAGCGCAGUAUAUUAAUGGAGUUCCAGCUUGAAAUGUGCUCGGCGGAAUUUGUGUCGUCUUUGGAAAAGAUCGACACGACGGGCGAGCCGGUGGAGCCUAAAUGGCUGGCGUAUGAUCUUUUUCGACGCCUGAAUUGUGACGGUACUAUUGAGGGCAGUACGUGCUAUCGUUUUUUGCAUGUAUUCCGGAAACGUGUGGCAACGAUUGAAACGGCAGUGUGUUCGGAAUGCAACAAAGUGGAAGGGGCUGUACUUGCGGCGUCAGCAGUCAAAGACUUGCGCAACACGGUGACGAGCAUUGAGAAGUACAUUUCAGAGAAUCUGGAUCCACAGUACGCAGACACGCUGUCACUGCUGGACCACAGUGUUGAUGUGUCGUCUGUUUUGGACGACUGUGUGUACCACGCAGUAGAAGACUCUGUCUUGGUGCCGCUCGAGAACCAGGUAGAUUUUCUUGUGGGCGAGACCGUCGAUAAGGAUGUCGAGCGGCGUUUGGCAUUCAACAUUGAGCGCUUGAGGUGUCGGUCACAGAUUGAUAGUGGAAUUCCGGAGCACUUGCAGUCUGACGAAGACUGGGGACUCUCAUGCCACCACCUGAGCAUGAUUGAUGAACGGACGUUACCUACAGACAAGAUCCAGGAGCUCCUUCGUUCUGCACUGGAGAUUUUCAAGAGUUGUGGAGAAAAGAAUUUGGAGUGGCAUGACAAUUCGGCGCUGACUGCAGACGAGUACCUCCCUAUCCACAUUUAUGUAGUGGUAAAGAGCGGAUUGAAGCGACCGCUGGCUACGAAGGAGCUGCUGGGCUCUAUGAUCCACCCGUCUCUGAUGCUGGGCGAAGUGGGCUACUUCCUUACAAUGUUUGAGGUUGCGCUCAAGUACAUUGCCGACAUGUGA
Peronospora matthiolae is the source of this 1965-nucleotide messenger RNA. Lineage: Eukaryota; Oomycota; Peronosporomycetes; Peronosporales; Peronosporaceae. The record is from the annotation of a GenBank genome assembly.